AAGCGUCACCUGACCCUGACCUAACACUGACUGCACUGAGGGAAGAGAGGACAGAACCGCAGACAGAUAGACACUCUAAAUAAAUAAAUAAACGAACGAGUGAAUUAAAUACACAAUUAUUUCCAACAUCUCCAUCUUCAUAUAGUAGCCUAUUCCGCGUCCUUGGAUUGGUGCGCCGGUCAGUGUUGGCUACUGCCACAGGGGGAAGAGGCGCAACUGCUGUAGACAAAGAGAGAAGGGCAACGCGCCUAUCAGACAUUCCUGAUCAGAAAAAAAGAUCCGGUAGGAAUAUUUUAACCCACGAGCCGACAAGGACACUGUGCGUCAUUACUACAAAACGGUUAUUUUGAAAGCUCUACAUUCUACCCGUGCAUUUACCUCCUCCGGUUUACCGUUUUACGUGGGGAGUGGAAACACUUGACCGUCAAUUCGAUGUUCCUGCAAAACGGAUAAGAGAAUAUUCUGUGGAUUUCUGAUGAAGUUUGGACAUUUGGCCAAAUCCAUUCAUUCCGAGGACAAGAAGCGCUGCGCGGUCGCAACGUUUUCGAUCUCCUGGUUGAUUCUUUGUUAGGCCUAUUGCUUUAUUGCUGUGGUGCGAGGAAAUAUAUUCUAUUGCCAGCGUAGUGUUACGUAAGAGUGGCGUUAUCCAAGGUGCUGAACUGGGCGUUAUAACGGGACACAAGGCAAGGGAAGAGAGCAAUCUUGCUGAAAUAAGUUCUUGAGGUGGUCGACUACACGGGGAGAAAAUGUCGGGGCAGACGCUCACGGAUCGUAUUGCCGCUGCGCAGUACCAGUUGACGGGAUCAGAGGUAUCUCGCGCCGUCUGCAAAGCCACCACUCAUGAGGUGAUGGCGCCCAAGAAAAAGCACCUGGAAUAUCUGAUCUCGGCCACCAAUGCGACCAAUGUGAACAUCCCUCAGAUGGCUGACACUCUGUUUGAGAGGGCCACCAACGCCAGCUGGAUUGUCGUCUUCAAGGCCCUCGUCACCACACACCAUAUGUGUGUCCAUGGCAAUGAGAGGUUCAUCCAGUACUUGGCCUCCAGGACCGCUCUGUUCAACCUCAGCAACUUUAUAGACAAAACAGGUUCCAACGGCUAUGACAUGUCUACGUUCAUCAGACGUUAUGGCCGCUACCUCAAUGAGAGGGCCUUCGCCUACCGCCAGAUGGCUUUCGACUUCACCAAAGUCAAAAAGGGUGCUGAGGGGGUGAUGAGGACAAUGACUCCAGAAAAGCUGUUGAAAGGCAUGCCUGUCCUGCAGACCCAGAUCGACACACUGCUGGAGUUUGACGUCCAUCCCAAGGAGCUGAAUAACCCUAUCAUCAACGCAGGGUUCCUGCUGCUCUUCAAGGAUCUGGUCAAGCUGUUUGCCUCCUAUAACGAUGGGGUCAUCAAUCUAUUAGAGAAAUACUUUAAGAUGAAGAAGAGCGACUGCAAGGAGGCCUUGGAGAUCUAUAAGAGGUUCCUGACCAGGGUCACUAAGAUCGGAGAGUUCAUGAAGCUCGCUGAGACUGUCGGAGUGGACAAAAAUGAUAUUCCUGACAUCAACUAUGCUCCCAGCAGCAUCCUGGAGUCUCUGGAGACACACAUGAACAGUUUGGAGGGGAAGAAGGGUGAAGGGUCUCCAACAAAGGGGUCCCCUACCAAUAACGUGUCCCCGACCUCCACCCCCGCCAAAUCUGCAGCCGCCGUGCCCACCCUAGCGCCGCCACCUGAAGAAGCCACCGAUUCUCUCUUAGAUCUGGACCCUCUCUCCUCCUCUGGUCCGUCAGUAGGAGCCUCAGCAGCCCCUACGUCCUGGGGAGACCUCCUUGGAUCAGAUGCAUUUUCGACCCCUGCCACCUCUGAUGCCUCUGCUGAGGGCGGAGCUCCGGCCUCCACGCCAACCCCAGCCGCUGACGCUGCUGCCGACCCCUUUGCCCCCUCUGGUGGUAGCUCAGAAGCAGUAGGCCCAGGGCUGGACCUGUUUGCCAUGAUGCCUAUGGAGAACAACUGCUUUAACUCAGGGGCGCCCCCUUCUGCCCCCUCAUCCACCAUCACAGCACCUAUCACCCCCACCACCCCAUCGAUAGACCUCUUGAGUGCUAUGUUUGAUUCCAUGCCAGAUCCAAGCUUCACCAAAGCAGACCUUGCCCCCAGUGUUGACAUGUUUGGAGCAGAUGCCUUCUCCUCCCCUGCCCUCUCCUCUGCCCCCCCAAUGGACAAGGGGGUGAUCAUGGACCUGUUUGGGGACUCCACUGGUGGAGAGACCAAGCCUGCUGCCCCUCCAGCUGCCUCUGGUGCUGAGCUGAUGGCAGCGUUUGAUGGUCUAGGGGAUGUGUUGAUGCCUUCUAUGACACCCCAGGCCGGGGCAGCCUCGUCUCCAGUCAAACCUAUGGGAGGAGACCUGGACGCCACCAUGGCUAGCAUGGCUAGCAAUCUGGGAAUGGGGAGCCAAAAACCGGGGGAGAACACGAUGGGAGGCUGGUCAACUCCUCAGGUAGCUCCUCCCAGUUGGGGCGCUCCCAUGAACGUUCCAAUGGGGUCCCCUUCUUUUAUGGGGUCUAACCAAGGAUUCAGCAUGGGCGGAGCGGUCGGGGCUGGAGCUCCCAUGAUGCCCAUGGUUAGGCCAGGCUUUGGAGCCCCUGCAACCCCAGGAGCACCGAUGGGAUCUCCAGGGAUGGCCGGGAGUCCGAGGAGGCCUCCGCCCCCCAAGAAUGCCCUGGAUGACCUCAACAUCAAGGACUUCAUGUAAACCCCUCUAACCCUCCAAGAGGUUGUCGUUGUGUCUGGAGCUCUAUGGAUGUGGAUGUGUGCACUCCCCGCCUUCCUGUCACGCCCAAGUCCCUUCAGCCAAUCAGCCAUCAGCAUUACGACCCCUGCCCUCUGACUUCCCCGUAACCCCGCCCUCCCUCUCUGUCUGAUGUUUUAGCACAAACCGUGGAUGUGAAUCAUAAAUACAGAAAACAAAAAUGUGUAUGUGUGUGAGUGUACUUCAAUGUUAUCCUUUACUUAAAUUAAGACAAAAAAUGUAACAUAAAAAAUGAUAUUGUAUUUUGAAUCAUUCUGGUACUCCCUGAAAGAGCUGAGUUGGAAUGUGUUGUUAACCAUGGAGUGUGUUCGGUGUGUGUAAACUUCACUGGCCAAUCCCUGCCCUAUCCCCUCCCUUGCUUUCCAAUCAAAUUCUGUACUGAGCUGUGUUGCUGAGGUUAUUCAACACUUAGUUGUACUUCUCUCCAUUCAUUGAUCCAUCCAGCCUCUUAUACAGUUCUAUGGGUGUAUAUUGAUGAAAAUUGAAAUAUGUAUCAUCACAAAUCUGGGUUUACGAGAUGACGAAUCAUAUGACAACUUCCAUUUUCCAUUCAAUUCAUAUUUGUUUUUAUUUUGUCCGUUUUUUAAAAUUGUGUGUUACAUGCAACAUUUGUUGACUAUGUUCAAAUUGACAUAUGCGUUUUUGAAUAUUUUAAAUGAUAGAUUAUACAUAUAUUUCUUUAGUCUUUAUUUUGAGAGAAAAUGUAUUGUAUAUUUUAAUUAUGUCUAUGAAUUGUAAGAUUGAAAAAAAUGUAAGAAGAUUAAAAAGAUCCUUUCCCUUGUACAGUAUCUCCCUAUCUGUAUUUGAAGGCAGUAUUGAAUGCAAACUCAGUCCCAGUGUUUACUGUUGCACUCCCUGUUGGUGUGAAGUGGUACUGCAUUUAAGCAUGUCAAGUGAAGUUGAUCAUCCAAAUACAUUUAAAAAUCAAAAUAUACUUGUCUCCUUUCCUUAACGGCCAAUUAUCUGAAUUGAAUCGAUAGAUGAAAGGCAGUUGGUGGAAAUAAUGCAGUCCUUACACCUAUCAGUGGUCAUGGAGUGAAUGAGACAAGGAAAUGUUUGUAAACAUUAUUGGGACACUUCCACAAGGUCAUUGUGAUGCAGUGAUCAGUACGGUUGUAUCGUCCCCUGUAGCAACACUCCAGGGGUGUUGCGAACUAAUUGGCUGUAAAGUAUUCAUAUAUACACUGGAUGUUCCAUGUGUCGUUUCUCUUCCAAAGUGACUAUCUUAAUGUGUUGAGAAAGAAAAAGAUACAGAACAUGUAUCAUAUACAAUAAUGUGGAUAACAAUGUUUGCUAUAUAUUUGGUUGAAGGCAGUGUUGUUUGGUUCUUGGAUGGCAUCACUCCUCUCCUCUCCCCCACUUGCAUGUGAGUCCCAUUGAGAUCCAAUAAAAUUCAAAUACACUGAUGUCUUCACUGUUGUCAUUCAUGCUCGAUGUUCAGUCCAUCACACAUUUUUUGGGUAUUCAAUGGUAGGCUUUAAUAUAAAGAAAUACUAAUUAUUUUUAACAAGCUAAAUUUAUAUUUAGGAAAUACUCAAGAAAAGAAACGUUUACAUUUAAUCCAGAUAGCAGAACUAUGAAUCAUGCAGAGAUGGUAAAAAUGAGCACCAAUGGAAUUAAUCUUAGCCCCCCGUAUUACGUGCACAAUGGGCAUUUCUCGGAAGCAACACAUCAAGGCAUAUAAGACUGAAAAACCUGUUAGUGUUUGGAGAGCACCAUAGAAUUUUGAGACCUCAAAAUCAUUUUUUGGCAUUCUGGAUAGGAAUCUGUUUGAUUGACUGGAGCAUGAAAAUCAU
Messenger RNA from Oncorhynchus nerka (sockeye salmon), 4588 nucleotides. Its product is annotated as clathrin coat assembly protein AP180-like. The record is from RefSeq and is a predicted model, not a curated record. Gene Ontology annotation, biological process: synaptic vesicle budding from presynaptic endocytic zone membrane; clathrin coat assembly; clathrin-dependent endocytosis. Gene Ontology annotation, cellular component: clathrin-coated vesicle; clathrin-coated pit; synaptic vesicle. Gene Ontology annotation, molecular function: SNARE binding; 1-phosphatidylinositol binding; phosphatidylinositol-4,5-bisphosphate binding. Lineage: Eukaryota; Metazoa; Chordata; Actinopteri; Salmoniformes; Salmonidae.